AUGUCGACGCCGGCGGUAAAGGAGCCACUUCUGGGGAACGGAAACACGAAUUCCGACGAGAGUAAAGCGACAUUGCUCCACCAAUCGUGUUCGUUCCGGCAGUUCCCCGAGCCGGGAUGGAUUUUCGACGAAUUGCCCAAAGCUUCAAUCGUUUCGUUCAAAUGGGUAUUGGUGAAGAAAGCUUCUCAAGUUCUCUACUUACACUUUGCCUUGAAGAAACGUGCACUCAUUCAAGAACUCCACGAGAAGCAAGAACAGGUAAAGGAAUGGCUGCAUUACUUAGGAAUGGUUGAUCAAGUAGCAGUGACACAAGAUGCUGAAGAGCCUGAUGAUGGAGCAGUUCCAUUGCACCACCAAGAAGAUAGUGUUAGAAGCAGAAGCGUGCCAUCAGCAGCUGCAUUGUCAAUCAUUCGUCCGACGCUAGGAGGGCAGCAGGCGAUUGCUGAUAGAGGAAAGGUGGCAAUGCAGAAUUACUUGAACCAUUUCCUUGGUAGUAUGGAUAUAGUCAACUCCAGAGAGGCCUGCAAAUUUCUCGAGGUCUCCAAGAUGUCGUUCUCAAGGGAGUAUGGUCCAAAGUUGAAAGAAGGGUACGUGAUGGUGAAGCAUGUGCCAAAGAUAUCUUCAAGGGACGAAAAUUCCACUGCAAAUUGCUGCCCAUGCCAUUGGUUUUCUUGUUGUUGUAACAACAACUGGCAGAAGGUUUGGGCAGUUUUGAAACCUGGCUUCUUAGCCUUUCUGCAAGACCCUUUAGAUGAUACAAAGCUAUUAGACAUUGUUGUUUUUGAUAUUCUAUCAACACCAGACAAAGGUGAACCACGAGCAUUAGCAAGCCAGAUCAAGCAGCAUAAUCCUUUGCGCUAUGCCUUUGAGGUUUCAUCUGGUAAUCGGAGCAUAAGAGUGAGAGCUACAAGCAGUGGAAAAGUGAAAGGAUGGGUUGCUGCUAUAAACGAUUCCUCUUGGUGCCAUCCUCAUCGAUUCGGUUCCUUUGCUCCUCCAAGGGGUUUGACUAACGACGGAAGUGAGGCUCAGUGGUUUGUAGAUGGGGAGGCAGCAUUUGAUGCAAUUGCCUCGGCGAUAGAGGAUGCAAAAUCUGAGAUAUUCAUUACUGGCUGGUGGCUUUGCCCUGAGCUAUAUCUAAGACGCCCUUUCGAGAGUCAUUCUACUUCUCGGCUCGAUUCUUUACUUGAAGCUAAAGCAAAGCAAGGUGUCCAGAUUUAUAUUCUUCUAUACAAGGAGGUGUCCAUUGCUUUGAAAAUCAACAGCUCUUAUAGCAAGAGAAGGCUUCUCGACAUACAUGAUAAUGUCAAAGUACUGCGAUACCCUGACCAUCUCGCCACUGGUGUCUAUCUAUGGUCUCACCAUGAAAAACUUGUAAUUGUGGAUUACCACAUCUCCUUUAUUGGAGGAUUAGAUUUAUGCUUUGGCCGUUAUGACACGAUUGAACAUAGAAUUGGCGAUCAUCCUGCUCACAUUUGGCCAGGGAAGGACUACUACAAUCCUAGAGAGAUUGAACCCAACUGUUGGGAGGACAUGAUGAAAGAUGUGUUGGAUCGAAGUAGAUAUCCACGAAUGCCAUGGCACGAUGUCCACUGUGCGAUGUGGGGUCCACCUUGUCGGGACAUUGCCAGGCACUUCAUCCAACGAUGGAACCAUGCCAAGAGAAGCAAAGCUCUCCACGAGCAAACAAUCCCUCUGCUGAUGCCUCACCACCAUAUGGUCCUCCCUCAUUACUUGGGGAGGAGCGUCGAGAUAGACAUUGAGCAAAAUCAUAUGGAAGACGAGCAAAAACGAAUGAACAGAUUGGAUUCCAUCUCGUCGUUAUCCCCAUUCGAAGACGUGCCAUUGCUUUUGCCUCAGGAAGCGGAUGACUUGGUCGUUCACUCUUGUAUGGAGCAGAACAACAUUUCUAAAGCCACAGUUGAUAGUCUUCCUGAUCCCUCUGCUGAAGCAAAAAGACGAAUAUCGUUUUCGUUCCAGAAUCCCGUAGUUGAAUCUACGUCUGCUCCUGAUACUACAACAUCGGCAGAUUCCUCGUCCAAUGAGCUUGACUUCAUGGAGCUUCAUGGCAACAACAAGCAGGUGUCUGAUGAAUCGUCAGAAACAUCCGGCGAAGAAGAUGGUCACCAUGAAUUUCCCUUUUGUGGUUAUGAACAAGUUGGACCUCGUGUUGCAUGCUCUUGUCAGAUCAUAAGAAGUGUGAGUCAGUGGUCCGCUGGAUCUAGCCAAACUGAAGAUAGCAUACACAAGGCUUACUGCUCUCUCAUUGAAAAAGCAGAACACUUUAUCUACAUCGAGAAUCAGUUCUUCAUAUCAGGGCUUAAUGAAGAUGAAGUCAUCCAGAAUCGAGUACUUGAAGCAUUGUACAGACGGAUUCUGAGAGCACAUAAAGAAGAGAAGUGCUUUCGAGUUAUCGUUGUCAUACCUCUUUUACCAGGCUUCCAGGGAGGAAUUGACGAUGGUGGAGCAGCAACAGUUCGAGCCAUAAUGCAUUGGCAAUAUCGAACAAUCUCGUGGGAGAAAACAUCGAUACUGUACCAUCUCAAUGCUUUGCUUGGUCACAGAGCACAAGACUACAUUUCCUUUUAUGGCCUGAGGACAUAUGGAAGGCUUUCUGAUGGAGGUCCCAUUGCCACAAGUCAGGUGUACGUCCACAGCAAAGUUAUGAUAAUCGACGAUCGUGUUGCCUUCAUCGGAUCAUCCAACAUCAAUGACAGAAGUUUGCUCGGAUCUAGAGACUCUGAGAUUGGGGUGUUGAUCGAGGACAAGGAGUUUGUCGAUUCAUCCAUGGAUGGACAGCCAUGGAAGGCUGGGAAACUUGCAUACAGCUUGAGAUGCUCGCUUUGGUCUGAGCAUCUAGGGCUAAACAAGGACGAGUUGGACAAAAUCUGUGAUCCUGUAGUAGACUCGACAUAUAAGGACUUAUGGCAAGCAACUGCUGAGGAGAAUGCCAAGAUAUACCAGGAAGUAUUUGCUUGUCUCCCCAAUGAUCUCAUCCAUUCAAGGGGUUCUCUGAGGCAAAACAUGAACUACUGGCGGGAGAAGCUCGGUGGCCACACCACCAUUGAUCUAGGCAUAGCUCCACCGGAGCUAGAACGCCACAAAAAUGGUGAAACAAGGACAGUAAUGGAGAGAUUGAGAUCGGUGAGGGGGCUUCUGGUUUCGUUCCCAUUGGAAUUCAUGCGUCAGGAGGACUUGAGGCCGGUUUUCAAUGAGAGUGAGUUCUAUGCCUCAUCUCAUGUCUUCCAUUAGACGACGAGCAGCCAUGAAAGCAAAAAGAAGAUAAUAUGGAGAGGAAGAAACGUUUAGAUGGUACAGUCCUUCCAGUUUGCAACUGUACAGAAGCUGGAGGAACAAGGUAACAGUGUUAGAACUAUAGAGGCAAUAAACUACAGUAGACAUAGCUUGACAUGAUUCAUUGAAGCUUAGGACAUGUUUAUUCUUCUUCUUAUAAGAUCAUAGGUCCAUAAAUGGUUUGAUAUUUUCAGGUGUAUGCAUGAGC
Linum tenue is the source of this 3499-nucleotide messenger RNA. Lineage: Eukaryota; Viridiplantae; Streptophyta; Magnoliopsida; Malpighiales; Linaceae. The record is from the annotation of a GenBank genome assembly.